This is a messenger RNA of Striga asiatica, 1371 nucleotides long. The record is from the annotation of a GenBank genome assembly. Lineage: Eukaryota; Viridiplantae; Streptophyta; Magnoliopsida; Lamiales; Orobanchaceae.
AUGGCUUCGACACUUCUUCGCCGCCGUUACUCUAAUUUCCUCAGUCGUGUUUCCACCGGAAUUGGGAAUCCUAGUAGCAAUCUAGGUGCUGCAUAUCAUUAUCAGCAGAGGAGGAUGUGCAUCGUACGUUCAACGCCAAGAAUGCCACCAUUGCUAGUGUUACCACCUGUCUUCAAUGGCGGCAACUUGAUUUACAGGUUCUAUAAUCCGGCGGGGGAGAGAAUCGAGAGCGUCAGUGGUCCUGUUGGGUAUCGAUCGGAAUUACUUGAGUCCGAACUCGUGGGAUCGUCCCAUGGCUGGCUGGCACUGUUCAACCCCCGCAACAACUGUAUUGUUCUAUCAAAUCCGUUUACCCACCGCUACAUCAAGCUCCCGCCCGUGCACACCUUGCCCGACCCGGAGAUAAACCUGACCGACGGACGUGGUCACGUGUCUAAAGUCGUGCUCUCGUGCUGCCCAGAUGAGGACGAGGAAGGUUGCCGCGCCGUCAUGUCCUACGGCCCGGGAGACAGGCUAGCUUUCUGCCGGCCUCGCCGCUGCACUGAGUGGUCUCCUAUGGGAGACUUGUUCUUUGACGGCUACAAGGAGGAAACUUUUGAUUACGGGGUGGAUUAUGCAAGGACUUAUGAGGAUUUUACAUAUUGCCGCAAGCGUAAAGUCUUCAGCUGCACAACGCAGUUUGAGGUUGAUUUGGAGGACUGGCGCCUUGCCGUUCCAACCCAAUUCGAGGUUUCGGACCUUUCUGACCCUUGCUCCCCCAAAACCAAACGUAUCUACUGGCACUUGCUAGAUAUUGAAGGACAGAAAUGCCCAUGGCUAGAGGAAAAUAUGAAUCUUGUCAAGUCUUGCAGGCAGAUACCGUACCUUGUGUAUGAUGAUCAUGGAGAUCGGCUCUUUCUCGUGGUUCGAUUUGUCAUACAACGAGCCUGCAUCAACCGACCCUUUGCGGAUGUCGACAGCAUACCCUAUGAUCCGGUGAGCGACCGCUUGAUGGUCCAUCUCUAUCCCCACAAAACUAUCGGUUUUUCAGUUGUUAAAGUCGAUUUUCAAACUGGACUACUUGGCCGAAUUGAUGGCCUCAGUCGGAUUGUGGGUGGUUGCGGCAAUUCCUUGGAUGGCCUGGCAAUGUUUAUUGGAAUGAACCACUCAUUUGCAGUCUCAGCGGUUGGGUCGGGUUUGAAGCCCAAUUGCAUUUACUUCACCGAUUCCAACAAGGAUCAGAUUCCAUUGGAUUCCAUCUAUGGCGGCCAUGACAUAGGGAUUUUCAAUUAUGAGAACAAGACUCUGUCUCCAUGCUAUUAUCCAUGUGAUGUUCGAAGCUAUAGAAGAAUUGUGCCAACACCUAUGUGGCUCACUCCAAGCGCACAUUAA